Messenger RNA from Gallus gallus (chicken), 1404 nucleotides. RefSeq names its product UBA like domain containing 2 (gene UBALD2). The record is from RefSeq and is a predicted model, not a curated record. Lineage: Eukaryota; Metazoa; Chordata; Aves; Galliformes; Phasianidae. The coding region runs from base 10 to 513 and encodes 167 amino acids. The transcript has 3 exons. Gene Ontology annotation, molecular function: protein binding.
GGCCCCGCCAUGUCGGUGAACAUGGAGGAGCUGCGGCACCAGGUGAUGAUCAACCAGUUCGUGCUGGCGGCCGGCUGCGCCGCCGACCAGGCCAAGCAGCUGCUGCAGGCGGCCCAUUGGCAGUUCGAGACCGCCCUGAGCGCCUUCUUCCAGGAGACCAACAUUCCCAACAGCCACCACCACCACCAGAUGAUGUGCACCCCAAGCAACACGCCGGCCACUCCGCCCAACUUCCCGGAUGCUCUCGCCAUGUUCUCCAAGCUGCGAACCUCCGAAAACCUCCAGAGCAGCAACAGCCCCAUCACCUCCAUGGCCUGCUCCCCCCCGGGCAGCUUCAGCCCCUUCUGGGCCUCCUCGCCCCCCAGCCAGCAGCCCUCCUGGCUGCCCCCCUCCUCACCCACAGCCCACGGCCUCCACCACCAUCUGCACCACCCGCAGCCCUCCUGGCCCCCCGCGCCCCCCCCCGCCGCCCCCCCACAGAAAGCCAUGGCCACAAUGGACGGCCAGAGAUAAGGGGGGGGGGAAACAGGGCCAGGGCGUUUGCAGCGGGGGGGGCUUCCUGAGAAACGCACUGGAAUCAUUUUCUAGGUUUUAUCCUUUGUUGGUUAUUUUGGGGUGGGGGGGGGGAGGGAGAAGGGGGGGGGGGGCGAUGGGGAGGUGGGGGGUGGGGGACGCUGCCGGGAAGGCCCACGCAAGUUGCUAGCUGGUCUUUUCUCCCCCUAUUUUUUUUUUUUUUUAAAUAUAUAACUAUAAUAUAUAAAUAUAUCUAAUGUAUAUAAAUGCAGAGAGAACCGAGCAGAGGGUGCAGCCCCCGGCAAUGCAAGCAAGGGAAUGGGGGUGGGGGGGGGGGGGGGGGAGAUGCAAUGCAAAGGGAUGGAGACAGCUGCCAGCAGCCAGUCCUACUGGGACAGCCCCCCACUGUGCCCCCCCCUUCUCCCCCCCUCCUCCCCCCAGCUUGGGGUGCCUGAGAGCAAAGCGCACCUCUGGCUUUUGGGAUCAGCCCAGCUUCUUGCACGGCCCCCCCUCUCCCCCAGCCCCGAUCCCAGCUGGGAAUGGGGUGCUGUGAUUUCAGAAGGUGAGGGGCUGUGAUAUAACGAGGUGAUGCCCCCCCCAUCCCCACAACCGCUGCUCAUGGGGCCCUUCCUGGUGGAGGCAGUGGGGAGAAGAAGGGGGGGGGGUUUGGGGGGGGGGUGAGAUUGAGGGGGGGGUGGUUUUUUUUUUAGUUUUCCAAUCAAAUCUUGCUUAAAAAAAGAAAAGGAAAAAAAAAGACAAAAAAAAAAACAAAAAGAAAAAAAAAAAACAACCAAGCGACAGAAACCAACAGAAAGCAGCUCAAAGGUUUUUUUUAUUAAUUUAAAAAGAAAAAAAAAAGAAUUAAACAAAAUAAUCAUCACUUUUUUAACA